CUCAGCCUAUAUAACCGCUGCCUCCAGCACAGAAACACAAGUUGAAUUCAACGAAACAUGAAGACUAUCAAUCUGUGCAUUCUACUAAGCCUGGCAGUUGCAGUUUACUGCGUGCCAAUACCACAGUUUACUGAGCAAGAUGAGAAUUUUGCAGAGAGCUACCUGAAGAAAUUCUAUAACCUAACAGAGGAGACCGGCCCAUCUAUCAGACGGGGGAUCAGCCCGGUGAGCAGGAAGCUGAGUGAGAUGCAGCGAUUCUUUGGUCUCAAGAUCAGCGGGAGGCUGGAUGCUGAUACCUUAGAGAUGAUGAAGAAGCCCCGCUGUGGCGUUACAGACAGCAAAAUUGCCGGUUUCUCCACCUUUGGAGAACACAAGUGGAAGACAAACAGCCUUACCUACAGGAUAGAGAACUACACACCUGACAUGUCCGUGCCAGAGGUAGAUGACUCCAUAGAGAAAGCGCUGCAGGUUUGGGCCGAAGUCACUCCUCUGAGAUUCACAAGAAUCUACAGUGGCACCGCUGACAUCAUGAUCUCCUUUGGCCGCCUUGCACAUGGAGAUUAUUACCCUUUUGAUGGGCCUGAUGGCACUCUUGCCCAUGCCUUCGCCCCAGGCCCUGGCCUUGGAGGAGACGCUCAUUUUGACGAUGAUGAGACCUUCACUUUCCGCUCAAACACAGGCUACCUCCUCUUCAUGGUGGCUGCCCAUGAGUUUGGCCACUCCCUGGGCUUGUCUCACUCUGAUGAUCCUGGUGCUCUCAUGCACCCUGUGUACACAUACAGAGACAGUGACACCUUUGUUCUGCCCCGGGAUGAUGUCAACGGCAUCCAGUCUCUCUAUGGUCCAAACCCUGACAAGGAUCCUGUUCAGCCUGGACCUGAGCCCCCCACCACCCCUGAUGCCUGUGAUUCAACCAUGGUCUUGGAUGCUGUCGCCACCCUGCGAGGAGAAACGCUCUUCUUUAAGGACAGCUUUUUCUGGCGUAGCUACCCCCAGAGCAGCACACCUCAGCAAAGUCUCAUCACAAACUUCUGGCCCAAUGCCCCCAUCAACAUCGAUGCUGCUUAUGAAAGCCAAGAAUUAGACAGUGUCUUACUCUUUAAAGAUCGUAGAGUGUGGGCUUUCAGUGGCUAUGAUCUUGUACCUGGCUAUCCUAAAUCAAUUUCCAAUUUUGGUCUGCCCUCAACCGUGAAGAAAAUUGAUGCAGCCCUUUAUGAUGAGAAAUCUGGCAAGACUCUGUUCUUUGUAGGCAGAGAUUACUACAGUUACGAUGAGGCCAAAAAGACUAUGGACAAGGGAUUCCCCAAGCGAUUGGAUGAGACCUUCUCCGGCCUGACCGGCAAGGUGACUGCAGCUUUCCAGAACAAAGGUUUCGCUUACAUCUACAGUGGAGUCCACAUGUUUGAGUACAGCCUGAGCAGCGGCAUGUUGUUCCGUGUGCUGAGAAACAACUACUUUCUUGCAUGCAAUAACUUCUAGAAGAGUUUGCUACCUAGGUCGUUUGUGUGGACAUAAUGAAUGACAACGAAGGCACCAGAGUUAAACAGUGUCCAUAAUAUAUAAUUAUAUAUUUUAUAAUAUAUAAUUAUAUUGUUUCACACUCACGGGUAUAUACUGGAUAUAUGCCCUACCUGAGAACAGCACCUUAUAUGUUUUUUUAAAAUACUUUUUUUAUUUUUGUGAUGUCAGCCAUUGCUAUUUUAAAUUAAUUUAACUCUAUUUUAUCUUUAUUUAUGUCAGGUUCAUUGUUUAAUUAUUGCUGUUGCUAAAUUUGUUGUUUUUGUGUUGUAAUGAAGUUUAACUGUGGAACUUUGGAACACAUUACAUAAAUUAAUUUUACUUGUUACAAUUGCAAAUGUCUACACAGAUUUUUACACCACUGUGACAAAACACAUGAAUGUAUGCAUGCAAACACUUUUUAAAAAAUUGAAAAUAAAAUUAUACAAAUAUAAA
Messenger RNA from Siniperca chuatsi (mandarin fish), 1953 nucleotides. RefSeq names its product collagenase 3-like. Bases 58 to 1479 code for a protein of 473 amino acids. NCBI's taxonomy places the organism in Eukaryota, Metazoa, Chordata, Actinopteri, Centrarchiformes, Sinipercidae. The transcript has 10 exons. Gene Ontology annotation, cellular component: extracellular matrix. Gene Ontology annotation, biological process: collagen catabolic process; extracellular matrix organization; proteolysis. Gene Ontology annotation, molecular function: zinc ion binding; metalloendopeptidase activity. The record is from RefSeq and is a predicted model, not a curated record.